CGCCCGCGGGCGCGGUGCACUGUGGGAUGCUGGAGGCCUCGCGUCCGGGCAGGAAGGAAGGGGGGGUGUCAUGGCGACCAAUAUCGAACAGAUCCUUCGGUCUUUUGUGGUCAGCAAAUUACGGGAGAUCCAGGGCGAGCAGCAGCAGCAGCACGGCGGGGGGAAUGUGGAAGCCCAGCCCAACGGGGACACGGCCCCGGCAGAGCCAGCCCAGCCUUCCGACGCCUCCGGAGCUGCCGGCGGCUGUGCCGGCGAUCAGAUGGUGCAGAAGAUCGAGGAAGUGCUCUCGGGAGCCCUCGGGACGGAGCUGCAGAGCAACCCAGAUGUAGACACAAAUACUGUGAAAAAUAGUACUCAGUCCACAAAAAGAAGCUCCACGGGGGAAGAUGAAAUUCCUAGGAAAAAAGCAAAGAAGAACAAGAAGCACAAAAAUGUAGACACAAAUACUGUGAAAAAUAGUACUCAGUCCACAAAAAGAAGCUCCACGGGGGAAGAUGAAAUUCCUAGGAAAAAAGCAAAGAAGAACAAGAAGCACAAAAGCAAGAAGAAGAAGAAAAAGAAGAAGAAAAGGAAGAAAGAGAAAAAGCAUAAAAAGCAGCCAAAGGAAGCCAAGCUGGGAGCACGUCCCGGAGAAGCUGCAGACGUGCCGCCGGCUCCUCACCUGCUGCUGGAGAAAUCCGGCCCCCAAGUGAAUGUCCAGCAGGGAGGGCUGGGAGAUCCCAGCCUGGCUGGCCACCUGCAGCCACAGCUGUGCCCAGCAGCCAGUGAGGGGCUGGAUAAUCAAGCUUUAGGACUUGUUUCUCAUCCACUAACUGAUUCCCAGCAGUCUGCAGAAAACCUUGGAAGUGGGGAUGGGACUUUGUGUGCAGCAAAUCCUCCAUUUAUUUUAGAAAGCAGCCAGUGUAAUAUCCCAGAAAAUACCAGUAUAGCUCCCAGUACAGUUUGCACUAGUGAAGAACAAAUUCAACAGGCCCAUGGAAAUAUUUAUCCUGUAGCUGUUAAUGCCAGUGUUGUUGAUACUGGAAACGAUGCUUGGUCCAGCAUCCCAUCUGGAAUUGCCAGUAAAUCUGAGUUUCACAAAGAUUCCGUAGAAGCACUGAGAGGUUCAGAAGUUGCUCUGAAAUCUCCAGGCACGGGGGAGGUGAAAGCUUUGGAUGCAGCUCUGGAGCCCAAGGCUAUGGAGGUGUUGCCUUAUUCGGAAGCAUCUCUGCAGUCAGUGUCUCAGAGGGCAGCACAGGACUCGGGAACAGCUUCGACAGCCGUGUCCUUGGCAAGUGGUGGGGCAGCAAUUCCAGCAUCUGCAGACUGGGCGGAUCCCAGUGCUGUGACAGCAGCUCACGUGGCUGCGGCCGGACAAGGACUGAAAAUUCCAGAAGCAACUGAGAAAUGUCUGCACGUGGGAAAUGUGCAGAGUGUGCAGAGACCUUUGGAACUGGGGGGCGUGAGCAGAACUUUGGAGCCAGCCCAGCAGCCCUCAGUUGUAACUGGGAAUUUGAGCAUGACACUCCCCACGGGGAGUUCCAGUGUCUUGAGAUCAAAUGUAGCUUUGCAACAUCCUUUUAAAACAUCUGCAGCCACCCCUGUGGCCCAGGCGGAAAUACAAAGUGCCAAAACGCCCCCAGGAGCAGGAACUGUCACAGAAAUGAAGGAUAUUGAACCAGCUAUGGGAAAUGUGAAAGCUUCGGGAACAGCCAUGGAACCUUGGGGUGUUACAGCUCAUGGAAGUCUGCCAGGCAAAGCUGGGGAAGGCAGCACAGCUGCUGCAGCAGUGCUGGGGGCAGCAGGGCCGUUCCUGCCACGUGGAGUGUGUGUGGAAACGAGGGGCGUGGACAGAGCCCUGGGGCCGGCGCUGCCAGCAGGACUCGCAGGGACCAGCGUGGCUGCAGAGCCAGGAGGUGUCAGAGCAGCUUCAGAACCCGCAGCCCCCGCGCAGACCUCGGCCCAGCAAACAGCUCCGCAGCUCCACAUGGCAGAGGGGCUUCGAAGUCCCCGAGCGACAGGUUCAGAAGGUGCUUCACUGCUGAGACCUGAGGGUGAAUCGAACGUGAGAGCUUUGGCACCUGCCCCGUCGUUGCAGAGGGAAGAUGCGCAAGGUCUGGGAGGAGUCCUGAGACCGGCGGCUUUCACAGCAACUUCACUGUCCCUGCAAGGGGAAGGUGUGAAAGCUUCACAAGAAGCUGUGCAUUGUGGGGCUGGUGCAAGUCCAAGACUUACCUUAGAAAGGACUUCUGAACCUGUGAUUGCGCGUGAGAGUGUGGAACCAGUUCAAGAGGCGUUGUCAGGAGUGAUGCCCUGGCAAACCACAGCAGGGACAGAACCUCUCAGUGCAAACCAAACACAGAGUUCCAUCAUUUCACAGACUCAGGUCGUGACACACACCAGAACCUCACAAUCCGAGGUGAUUGGGGAGAGAAAGGAUUCUGAACUCGCUCCAGAAGAUCCAAGCAAAGCAGAGGCAAGGAGCAGAGAAGCAGUCCUAGAACCUGCGCAGACUUUAGAAACCAGUUCCAAACCUGUUCAGGAACAAAUAGUAGGUCAUUCAGCAGCAGUACUGGAGUCUUCGCCCAGAGUGGAAGAAAACUAUGUGACAGAAUUGACAGAUGUGCAAACUCAGGGACCUACUGUAGAAUAUCUACUUGGAGCAAGGACCAGCAUGCAAAGUGAGCCCUCAGAAACGGAGAAAGCAAAGUAUUUGGGGCCAGCACCAGAAGCUGGAGAAGUGAGUUGGUUGGAGAGCAUGAAAGAGCCUGCAGCAGUAGAGGUAAAAGAUUCUGGAACAGAUGGAGAAGUAGCCAUGGAUGCUUCAGCAGCUGUUCCAGAAUCUUUGCACACAGAAAAGCCAGGAGAGCUGCAGGGAGUUGCAGAAGUAAAACCUGCUGCAGAAUGGAAGAGUUCACAAGAGGCUCCAGAAGUCUUGGGUGCUGCUGGACUGAAGUCUCCUGAAGCAGUUCCAAAACCAGGGGAUGUGAAAGGUCUGGAAACAACACCGGAACACACAGUGACAGCAGAGGUACAAUCUGCAGAAGUAGUGCAGGGUCAACAGGUGGAGGAUAUGGUGAUUGAGAAGGAAGAUACAGAGCAGCCUCAACCAUCUGAGCCUCUUGCAGAAACAGUUUUUAGUUCUUCACACGCUGCAGAGGACAAAGACUCCACAGGGACUCCUGUGGCAGGAACGCAAGAUUCGGAAGCAGCUGCUCAGACCGAUGGAGAGCUGAAAGAUGCAGCAGCCGUGGGGUUGGAGGCAGAGGCAAAAGAUUUGGAAGCAGCUCCAGUACCUGAGACUGAAGCAGAAGCAACCCAGGCAGAAGCCAUUCCAGAGGCUGAGGAUGUCAAAGAAGCAACUCCAGAAGAGGACUCGGAGAAAAGAGACUCAGAAACAUCUGAUGUGCAACCUGAUGUGGCAGCACGAAUGAAGGAGACUCUCAUGAGGCUGGAGAAUGUGGUGGAGAAAAGCAGCCAUAGAAGCAGUGAGAAAAAACACGAUUCAAAGAAGAAGAGGAGCCGCUCCAAGUCUCAGUCCAGGUCUAGGAAGCGGAAGAAGAAAUCCAGGUCCCGCUCUACUUCCAGGCGCUUGACCUCCAAAAGAGCCCGUUCCAGGAGCAGAAACUAUUCGGUUUCCAGAAAAAAGCAUUCCAAAUCCAGAUCCCGAUCUGUGGAGAAGAGAGAGAGAAGAGUGUCAUCCCGGAGGUCCAGGCGCAGGCGUUCCAGGUCGUCUGACCGGUACAGGUCCAAAUCCAGGUCAGCAGAGAAGAGACUGUCCUCUGGGAGGUCCAGGCGGAGACGUUCCAGGUCGUCUGACCACUAUAGGUCUAAAUCCCGGUCCGCGGAGAAGCGAUUGUCCUCCCGGAGGUCCAGACGCAGACGCUCCAGGUCCUCUGACCGCUACAGAUCCAAGUCCAGGUCCGUGGAGAAGCGACUGUCCUCCCGAAGGUCUGGGCGCAGACGCUCCAGGUCUUCUGACCGCUACAGAUCCAAAUCCAGAUCCGUGGAGAAGCGACUGUCCUCGCGGAGAUCCGGGCGCAGGCGUUCCAGGUCCUCUGACCGCUACAGGUCCAAGUCCAGGUCUGUGGAGAAGCGACUGUCCUCCAGAAGGUCUGGGCGCAGACGCUCCAGGUCUUCUGACCGCUACAGAUCCAAGUCUAGGUCCGUGGAGAAGAGACUGUCCUCCCGGAGAUCCGGGCGCAGACGCUCCAGGUCCUCUGACCGCUACAGGUCUAAGUCAAGGUCAGUGGAGAAGAGGUUGUCGUCCUGGAGAUCCCGCCGCAGACAUUCCAGGUCCUCUGACCGUUCCAAGUCUAGAUCCAGGUCUUCAGAAAAGGGAGGCGGCAAAGAAUACUCCUGGAGGUUCAGGCACCGGUCUGGCUCCUCUGAUCAGUCCAAAUCCAGGUCCCGAUCCAUAGAGAAGAGAGGUCGGAAGGCGUCUGUGCGGAGGUCGAAGCGUCAGCGCUCCAAGUCCUCGGACCGCUACAAGUCAAGAUCCCGGUCGGUAGAAAAGAGAGAUCGGAAGCAAUCAUCGCGCAAGUCGAAACGCCAGCGCUCCAAGUCCUCAGACCGCUACAAGUCUAGAUCCAAAUCAGUGGAAAAGAAGAAGGAGUCCUCACGGAAAUCCAAGCGUCGCCGCUCAAAAUCCUCCGAACGUUACAAGUCCAGGUCCAGGUCUGUCGAAAAAAAGCGCAAGGACUCUUCCAAAAAAUCCAAACGGAAACGUUCCAAGUCCUCUGACAGCGUUAAGUCAAGGUCCAAAUCUGUAGAAAAAAGAGACAAUAAGCUGUCAUCAUCAAAGUCCAGCAAACAUGCAGAGUCAUCUGAACUUCAGGAGUCCACCAAAGGUGUUGAAAAUGUUCCUGAGCCUUCUAUUGGAAGUGAAGGCAAAUCUUCCAAUGGUCCCAUGUCUUUGUCUGAUCAGGGAAUAAACGGCCCAGAGCUGCCGCCGUCAUAUGGAAGUGGAUUUUCCAAAACAUCUGAUAACCUUGAGGAAAGCUCCUCGUCUGUUGAAAAAACAGGAGAUCUGCAGUCUUCUGCCAUGUCUGAAUUGGAUACCUCCAAAACCCCAGAUGGCCAGGAACUGAGAUCCAUGUCUGUGGAAAAAACACAGGAUUCAGAGCUUUCUAUGACAUCUGAAAAUGGAUCUACUGAAAAAGCAGAGGCUCUGGAGUCUUCACCACUACCUGAACUUCCGUAUUCCACACCCAAGUCAAGAUCCUCAUCUGUUGAAAAUAGGAGAGAUGCAGAAACUCCUUCAGCAGCAGAAUUCCAUCUCCCCACAUCCCGUGGAGAUGUGUCCAGAACUCUCAGAGAAGUAGAAGGUCCAGAGCUUCCUCCGUCAUUUCUAAGCAACUCCAAGACCAUCUCCCCAUCCUCUGGCAGAGUGGAAGUUCAAGGCUCUUCUGUGCUGUCUGAAGGCGCACUCUCCAACUUGUCUGAUGGUCCUGAAUCGCGACAUAUCCCUGGUGAGCAAACAGAGCUCCCGCAGUUCCUGCAAGUCCCUGAACAUGGAUCUUCUCAGCUGGCUACCAGCCCCAGAGCAGUGGAAGCCCAGAGGCCUUCCCUGGCACCUGAAGGGACCCACCCUGCGAUCCCUGAUGGCUGUGAGUCGGGCCAGAUCCAGGAGCCUUCUCUGGCUUCUGACAGCAGACCCUUCAUGUCUCCUGAUGGACGUGGAUUGGAGUCCGGCUUUGCUGCUCCAGUAGACGGGCCCUCAUUGUCUGUAGGGGAGUCCUUCGAGUCCCCAGGUGGAAAUGAACAAAGAUAUUUAUCUGUUGAAAAAGUCAAGGCUGCAGAUGUUUCCCUCACGUCUGUGCAUGGUCCUGUUGAGAACUCUGAUGACCUCGUCUCAGUGUCCUCCUUUAAAGUUCACGAGUCCAGAUCAUCUGUUGGCCAAGGUUUAGACGGCCCGACACUUCCCCAAGUCCUUGAGGUUGACUGCUCCGGAUCUUCGGAAACAAACGAGUCGAGAUACCUGCCUGCUGGGAAAAUAGACGGUGCAGGAUCUGUGGUGCUCUCCAAGAGCGGGAUUCCCGUGUGCCACGAUGGCCACAAAGCAAAGUACAAUUCCUUUGAGAGCACAGAAGGUGCAGGACUGUCAGUGGCGUCUGAGCUCAGGUGCUCGGUGUUCCCUGAAGGCUACAAACUGGCACCUGCUGCAGUUGAGAAAGUGGAGAUCCAGAAGUCUCCUCUCUCUCUGGAAAGUGGGUUCUCUGUAUCUGCUGAUGGGGAAGCAGUGAGCACAACUGAAAGACUGCAACCCCCAGAGACUGCUCUGACAUCAGAAGGGGGGGUUGUCCUGUUGCCCGACAGUCAUGAACUGAGACCUGUCCCUGCUGAAAAAGUGGAGGUGCUGAAUUCAUCUGAGCUGAAAGUCCUUGCUUCCCCUGACGGCUACAGGGUGGGAUCUGCCUAUGCUGAAAUACAGGUGCAGGAAAGCAGAUGUUCGGUUGCCUCCGACGGUCACGAGAUGACAUCCACCCCUUUGGACAGAGCUGAGGUGGAGGAGCCUUCCCGAGUGUCUGACAGUGAAUGCGCGAGAGGGCUCGAUGGCCCGGAGCUGACAUCGACCCCUGCUGAGAACACAGAGCUGCGCAAGCUUUACCAGAUGUCUGAGGAGAGAAGUUGGGUGUCUGCCGAGAGCCAGGAGCUGCAGGCACCCUCUGCUGAGAAGGCCCAACUGCAAGAGCCUGCCCUGGGGUCUGACAACGAGUACACCGUGUCCUGGCUGCCCCAGGAGUUGAGGUCCAGCUCUCCUGGAAGGGCAGAGGCACAGGAGGCUGCUGUGAUGCCCCACAGUGACUACGCUGGGGCUGCUGAAUGCCAUACGCUGCCAUCUUCCCUGGCUGCAAAACCAGAGGGGCAGGAGUGCUCUGUGAGUCCUGAGGGCCAGGUGGUGAUGGCCAGCCCAGCUGAAAAAGAGGCACAGGAGCCCUGUCUGCCACCUGGCAGUGAAUAUUCCAUCUUCCCUCAGGGCCUCGCUGGGAAUGCGGCAGUGCAGGAGCCCUCACCCAUCCCAGCCAGCCAGUACGCUGCAUCUCCCGAGGGGCGGGAGCUGCUCCCUGCUUACGCUGAGAAACCAGAGGUGCAGGAGAGUUCUUUGCUGUCUGAAAACGAGUACGACGUGUCCCCCGAAAGGCGAGAUUUGAGAUCCAGUCCCGCUGAGAAAGAAGAAUUGGAGGAACAUUCUGAAGCAUCUGAAAGUGAAAGCUCAAUAUCCACCGACAGCCGGGAGUUGCAGCCUGCAGCUGUUGGAAAAACAGAGGUGCAGGAGUUGUCUUUGUCUGAGGGUGAGUGUCCCAUGUCCCCUGAAGGUCAAGAGCUGCAGUCCAGCCCCACUGAAAGAGCAGAGGCCAAGGAACCUUCUGUGACAUCUGAAAACGAACACGCUCUGUCCCCCGAGGAGUAUGAACCACGAGCGACUCACACUGAGAGAGCAGAGGGUGCGGGUUCUGCUGUGGCACCUGAACAUGGCCAUUUGUUUUUCGAGAGCCAGGAGGUGAGGUUCCCCCCUCCUCGGAAAGCAGAUGAGCAGGAGCUCUCUCCAACACCUGACAAUGACCGUGGAGCAUCUCCUGAUGGGCGGGAGCUGAGAUUCACCAGUGCUGGAAAAACAGAUGGCCUUGAGCCUUUGGCACUGAACGAUAGAGCCUCCAUGUCCCCAGAUGACAGGGACCUUAAAUCUAUCCCUGCUGAGCAGAUGGACCAUGCAAUGCCUUUGUUGUUGCCUGAAGGUGAGCGCUCCGUGUCUCCGGACGGCUACAGUGUGAGAUCGGGCCCUGGAGAGGAAAUGGGGGAUCUGGAGCCCUCUUCGAGAUCUGAGCGUAGAUAUUCCACGUCCUCCUAUCAGGAGGGUCAUGAGCUGAAAUCUCCCAUGGAGGAAGAGGGUCUGGAGUCCUCUUUGACUUCUGAACACAGGCGGUCUGUGUCCCCCGAGGGCCACGACCGGAAAUCUCCCAUAGAUGAGGACAUGGAGGAUGUGGAGAGACGUUCCAGCUCCGCUGAAGAGCAGGAGUCAAGCGCGGGUGAAGAAGCAGAGGAUCUGGAGCAGCCUCUGACAACAGGACGUAGAUGCUCUGUGUCUUCUGAUGAGCGCGAGUCAAGGUCAACCACCGGGGAAGAUGCGGAGGAUGCAGAACCCUCCUUGACAGCUGAACGAAGAGACUCCAUAUCCUCUGACGAGCACGAGUCGAGGUCCACUGCUGGGGAGGAUGGAGAAGAUGGGGAGGCCUCUGUGACGGCUGAACGUAGACACUCCACGUCUUCUGAUGACCGCGAGUCCACAGCUGGUGAAGAGACAGAGGACUUGACAGCCGAGCACAGACGGUCUGUGUCUCCGGACGGACGCGAGUCGAGGUCAAGUGCUGGCGAAGAAGCAGAGGAUCAGGAGCUCUCUCUGACAGCUGAACGCAGACACUCCACAUCUUCUGAUGAGCACGAGUCAAGAUCCACUGCUGGUGAGGACGCAGAGGAUGUGGAACCCUCCUCGGCAGCCGAGCGAAGAGAUUCCACGUCGUCGGACGAGCAGGAGUCAAGGUCUGAGGCUGGUGAAGAAGCAGAGGAUGUGGAGCCCUCUCUGACAGCUGAGCACAGACGUUCUGCAUCCCCCGACGGGGCUGAGUCCAGGUCUACCACUGGGGAAGAAGAAGGGGAUGAUGCAGAGCCCUCCUUGACAGCUGAACAAAGGGACUCCACAUCAUCAGAGGAGCACGAGUCAGAGUCUUCCAGUGGGGAAGAGGAGGGUGAGGAUGCGGAGCCCUCUUUGGCAGAUGAAGAUAAGCAGGAUUCCGUGCCUCUGGAGCAGUCGGAGGAACAGGACUCCUUCGUCCCUGAAAGCAGACGUUCCGAGUCUUCUGAACGUGAAAAGUCUAGAUCCAAGUCUGUUGACAAAGCGUCCGACAAGGAGUCUCCCCAGAGAUCUGUCAGCAGGCGCUCAAAGUCUCCCACCCGCCAGAAGAGCCGAUCCACGUCCGUCGAGAAAGCGGCGGACAAAGAGUCCACACGGAGGUACCGACGGAGACGCUCCCGGUCCACCGCUCGCCAGAGGAGCCAGUCCACAUCCGUGGAGAAGGCGGCGGACAAAGAGUCCACCCGCAGGUCCCGGCGUAGGCGCUCCAGGUCCACCGCUCGCCAAAGGAGCCAGUCCAAAUCCGUGGAGAAGGCGGCGGACAAAGAGUCUUCACGCAGGUCCAGGAGCAGACGCUCCAGGUCCUCUCAGCGCAGGUCCAAGAGAUACGACACGGACUCUCGCUCCAGGCGGAAUCGCUCCAGGUCGGCCACGCGGAGGAGAGCUUCGCGAUCCAAAUCCAACCGCCGCUCUCGCUCCAGCUCCUUGUCGCGGUCCAGGCACAGGAGGAGGAGCAGAUCUCGCUCGGCAUCCCGGAGGCGACGCUCCUUAUCCAGGGACAGGCGCAAGAGAUCUCAGAGAAACAGAUCCAGGUCUGCCGAGAGGAGACGGAGGAGGUCGGAUUCCAGAGAUCGGAGGAUAUCGCUCCGGUUGCGGAGCAGGAGUCGGACGCCUCUUCGGCAAAGGAGGUCGAGAUCCAGAGGGAGGAGACGGAGCUCCAGCAGGUCCCCGAUCCGGCUGCGGCGCUCGAGGUCUUCAGGGCGAAGGAGGUACAGCAGGUCCCCCGACCGCCGCCGCUCCCGCUCCUCCGAGUUCUCCAGCAGGUCCCCGAAGCGUCUCACGGACCUGGACAAGGCCCAGCUCCUGGAAAUCGCCAAAGCCAAUGCGGCCGCCAUGUGUGCGAAGUCCGGGGUGCCCCUGCCCCCCAGCCUGAUGCCCCUGCUGUCCCAGAAGAAGGACGACAAAGCCAACCAGAAAUCCUCUCGGGACACGCUGAAGGAGCUCACGGAGAAGUGCAAGAAGAUUGCCCAGAGCACGGACGAUGUGAUCGUCAACAAACCCCACGUGUCGGACGAGGAGGAGGAGGAACGGCCUUUCUACAACCAUCCUUUCAAGCUCAGCGAGCCCAAACCUAUUUUCUUCAAUUUAAGUACUCCCAGCAUAAAACCAGCACCACCCCCCCAACCAAAAAACCAGGUCAGCCUGUCCAAGGAAUUCCCUGUGUCCUCUGGGUCCCAGCACAGGAAGAAGGAGGCAGACAGUGUCUAUGGAGAGUGGGUUCCCGUUGACAAGGGGGGCAAGGACGACGGCAAGGACGACGUGUUCCCCAAACCGGCCAUUGAGUGUGUGGACAUAACCACGGCCAUGAACGACCGGGCGGUGGCCCAGAAAAGGCUCAAUGAGAACUCCUUUGACCUGGAGGCCAUGUGCAUGUUGAACCGUGCACAGGAGCAGAUUGAUGCCUGGGCCCAGUCCAACUCCAUCCCUGGCCAGUUCACGGGCAGCACUGGGGCACAGAUCCUGUCCUCGGACGAGCUCACCAACAGCGGCCCCCAGGCCUGGAUCCGAAAGGAUCAGUUCUUAAGAGCAGCCCCUGUCACUGGAGGAAUGGGAGCUCAGCUGAUGAGGAAAAUGGGCUGGAGAGAAGGAGAAGGGCUGGGGAAGAACAAGGAAGGCAGCGUGGAGCCCAUCAUGGUGGACUUUAAGACAGAUCGAAAAGGGCUGGUUGCUGUGGGAGAGAAGGCCCAGAAGAGAUCCGGCCAUUACGUGGUGAUGAAGGAUCUUUCAGGGAAGCACCCGGUGUCUGGCUGGUUGCUGUGGGAGAGAAGGCCCAGAAGAGAUCCGGCCAUUACGUGGUGA
Messenger RNA from Empidonax traillii (willow flycatcher), 10690 nucleotides. RefSeq names its product serine/arginine repetitive matrix protein 2-like. The record is from RefSeq and is a predicted model, not a curated record. Gene Ontology annotation, molecular function: RNA binding. NCBI's taxonomy places the organism in Eukaryota, Metazoa, Chordata, Aves, Passeriformes, Tyrannidae. The transcript is spliced from 14 exons. Bases 71 to 10690 code for a protein of 3539 amino acids. Gene Ontology annotation, biological process: regulation of cell cycle; regulation of mRNA splicing, via spliceosome.